This is a messenger RNA of Onychomys torridus (southern grasshopper mouse), 5751 nucleotides long. RefSeq names its product golgin B1 (gene Golgb1). The transcript is spliced from 4 exons. NCBI's taxonomy places the organism in Eukaryota, Metazoa, Chordata, Mammalia, Rodentia, Cricetidae. The record is from RefSeq and is a predicted model, not a curated record. The annotation marks the transcript as partial. Gene Ontology annotation, cellular component: membrane; endoplasmic reticulum-Golgi intermediate compartment; cis-Golgi network.
GCAGUCACGGCAGAGAAUACUGCCUCUUUGCAGAAGAGAGUGGUGGAGCUAGAGAGUGAAAAGAAAUCCUCGCUCCCUAGUUCCGUAGAGCUGGAGGAGCUGCAAGCUGAGAAGGAAAAACUAUCUUCUCGAAUUACUCUUCUGGAGGCUCAGAAUAGAGCAGGGGAGACUGAUGGUGCAGUCUGUGAGGUCAACACAGCUGGUGUUACUGUGGUCAGCAAGAGCAAUUCUUCUACCGAAGAAAGCAGACUAGAUGUCCUGGAGAACACAUUUUCUCCGGAACAUAAGGAACUAGCAGUUUUAAUAACAGAAAUGAAGGAAGCUCAGGAGGAAAUGGCGUUUCUUAAGUCACAGCUGCAGGGCAAGAGCCCUGAUGUGGGCCCUGAGGUCCUUGACCAGAUGGAGGUGAAGCUGACAGGGAGUGAAGGACCACCUUCCGUGACAGUGGGAGGCAUCCCCCUUGUGCCAGAUGAAGAGAGCUGCAUGCCAGGGGCUGCACAAGAGGACCAGGCAAGCACUGAAGCUCAGCAUCCGACAUCUGAGACAGGGCCUGCAAAUGACCCUGCAGUGGGAUUGACCUCCACAAAGCUGCAUGGUGUGGACAAGUCCCCCUCUGCACCAGAUACCUGUCAGUGUCACCAGGAUGAAUUGGAAAGUCUCAAAGCAAAAAUUCUGGAACUUGAGACAAGCCAUCAUAAGGCAGAAGAGAUUUAUGAGAAAACUUUAGAUGAGAAAGCUAAGGAAAUUAGCAGCCUAACCCAGCUUGUCGAAGAAUUCAAGAAGAAUACAGAGGACGCCCACAGCAUGCUCACCACCGUGUCUGAGGAAAGAGACCAGCUUCUUUCUCAGGUGGAGGUGCUUGGUGUCUUAGCUAAGAUGAGGGCUCUGGUCCGAGAAUUGGAGAGCAGCCUCACAGAGGCACAAAAGCAAAGAGAUCUGGACUAUGAAAGCCUGAAGACUCAGUACAACCUGUUCACGGAACAGAUCCACAAUCUAAACACAGAAGUAAUGUCAAAGAAUGUCAAAGUUGAAGCUUUGCAGAGGGAGCUGAACGAUGUGCAGCUGAAGUGUUCUGAGUGGGGCACACAGAUACAGAGCCUGGAAAGCCAGCUGCAGAAGAAGGAGGCUGAAGUGCUCGAGGGGGCAGAGCAUGUGAAGGAUAUCUCAAAGAAGAUGGAAGUACUUUUACAGGCUCUUUCACAGAAGGAACUGGAAAUAGCCAAAAUGGACCAACUUUUACUAGAGAAAGCGAGAGAAGUAGAGACACUCCAGCAAACCAUCCAGGAGAAGGAUCAGCAAGUGACAGAACUCAGCUACAGCAUGACAGAGAAAAUGGUUCAGCUUAAUGAAGAGAAGUUUUCUCUUGGGGUUGAAAUUAAGACCCUGAAGGAGCAGCUCAAUUUGUUGUCCAGAGCUGAAGAAGCAAAGGAGCUUGUUUCAAGUCCUAGUCAGGAUGUGUCAGGCCCAGCGGGCCUGAGUAAAGAGGAGCUUCAGCAGGAGCUGGAGCUGCUGAAGAAGGAAAGUGAGCAGAGGAAGAGGAAGCUCCAGGCCGCACUUAUUCACCGAAAGGCACUUCUAAAGAAAGUCAGUACACUGGAGGAGGAGUUAGCCAAGGUGAGAGAGGAAUCUAGCCAAGAGAUGGCACUCGGGGUUAGUGAGAGGAGAAAGCUGGAGGAAGAUAGCAAGAACAAAGGUGAACCAGAAAAAGGUGGAACUUCUAAGUGUGGAGAACUAGAAGUUUCUUUAAAAGAGACGAUAUCCAAGAAAGGAGUAGAACUGGAGCGUGUAAGGAGAGAUUUGAAAGACAAGACAGCAGCAGCCGAAGAAUUACAGGCUGUGGUCCAACAGAUGAGUCAGGACUUGCAAGAUAAGUCAAAGCAAAUAGAUUUGCUUCAAGCAGAGAUUACUGCACAUCAAGCAACUAUUCAGAAAUUGACCAUGGGAGCCACGGAUGCUGGGGAUGGAGACUCGGCAGCAUCUCUAAAAGAGACGGUGGUGAGCAGCCCGCCCAGUGCAGGUGAUGGGGAGCACUGGAAGCCAGAACUAGAGGGGAAGAAAGCAGAACUUGAAGAUGAAAAGGAACAACUUGAAAAGAAGCUUCGAAAAGUCUUAACUUCCCAUAAGGCAAUUCUGAAAAAGGCACAAGAGAGAGAGAGACUUUCAGAGGAAAAGCUCGGGAAACAGAAGGAUGCUUACAGUCACCUUCAGGAGCAGUUUAAUGAUCAGAGUAAGGAAAAGGAGACCAUUGGGGGCCAGCUAAGGCAGCUCCAGAUCGAAGUGAGGGAGUCUGUGGACAGAAAGCUCCCAGGCACUGACCAGUGGGAACCCGGUCUUCCCACUCAAGGUUUAAAAGAGGUUUCACUCGAAGACACAGAACAGCAGCCCACCCAGCCUGCUGCAGAGUCUGACGUACACACAAGUCAGCCUUCUUACCCUGGAGAUGCAGAAGCUCUCCAGGCUACCGUUGCCCAGAUGAAGGCCCAUUUAAAAGAGGUGGAGGUCGAGAAAGAAGAGCUGGAAUUGAAAGUAAGUUCCACAGCAAGUGAGCUGACCAAAAAGUCAGAAGAAGUACUUCUGUUACAAGAGCAGAUAAGUAAGCAAAAUGUAGAAAUCCAGAAUUUGAAAGCAGAAUCCCAUGAAGUCGAGGCCCACGCAGAGAGCCUGCAGCAGGAAUUGGAAAGGAGCCAAGUACAACUUGCUGGCCUGGAACAUCUGAAAACAUUACAGCCUGAACUCGAUGAACUGCAAAAGCACAUGUGCCAGAAGCAAGAAGAAGUCAGCUACCUUUCUGGACAGCUUGGUGAGAAAGACCAGACCCUCAGCAAAGUCCAGGCCGAGAUGGUGGAGCAGGAGCAUUUAAUCAAGGCUCUGCACACACAGCUGGAAAUGCAAGCCAAGGAGCACGGAGAGAGACUGAAGCAGUUCCAGAUGGAGCUGUGUGAGCUGAAGCAGAAGGCAGAGGAAGCUGCGGAGGAGACCAAAGCCAAGCAACAGAUACAGAAAAAACUGCAGGCUGCUCUCAUCUCCCGCAAGGAAGCUCUAAAGGAAAACAAGCAUCUGAAAGAGGAAUUGUUUUCAGUCACAGAUGCCAUGGACCACCUGAUCAAGUCUCUGGCGGCUGUGGAAAGCCAGGUUUCCAUACAAAAGGAAGAGAAAGAUGCAUUCCUAGGAAAGUUAGCCCUUCUUCAGGAAGAAAGAGACAAGCUCAUUGUAGAGAUGGACAGGCACUUCCUCGAAAAUCAGAGCCUUAGUGGCUCUUGUGAAAGCCUGAAACUAGCUCUGGAGGGUCUUACUGAAGACAAGGAAGCGCUGAUGAAGGAGCUGGAGAGUGUGAAAUGUUCAAGUACUGCAGAGAGCAUCGAAUGGCAGGCGAAGCACAAGGAGCUGCAGAAUGAGUAUGAAGUUCUUCUGCAGUCCUACGAGAAUGUGAGCAACGAGGCCGAGAGGAUUCGACACGUGCUGGAAGGCGUACGGCAAGAGAAGCAGGAGAUGUAUGGAAAGCUGCGAAGCCUGGAGACAGACAAGAGGGAGACGGAGAAGCAGCUGCAAGAUGCAGAACAAGAGAUGGCAGAAAUGAGAGAAAAGAUGAGAAAGUUUGCUAAGUCUAAACAACAGAAGAUCCUUGAGCUGGAGGAAGAAAAGGAGCGGCUCAGAGCCGAGGCCCAGCCUGUAGGGAGUGCCAAAGAAAGCAUGGAAGCUCUUCUGUCUUCCAACUCCAGCCUGAAGGAGUCACUGGAAAAGGUCACGUUGGAGUACAAAACCCUUUCUAAGGAGUUUGAGGCUUUAAUGGCAGAGAGAGACAUUUUGAGUGCAGAGAUGCGAGAUCUGAAGCAUCAGGUAGAAGACAGUGUACUGAAACAAGCUAGCCUGGAGGUCACUGAGAAAUCAGAUGAACCAAAGGAUGUCACUGAAGAGGUCACGCAAGCUAUGGUGGGCGAGUCUCAAGAGCAAGAUUGUCAGAGUGUGGGUGUUCAGCUUGACGAUUCGGAAGGUAUUCUGUCAGUGAACAACGCCAAUCCUGGCAUUAGUGAGACUUUCAGCUCCCAGGAUGACAUCAGUAACUACCUCCAGCAGCUUGAUCAGCUUAAGGGAAGAAUUGCUGAGUUAGAGGUGGAGAAACAGAGCGACAGGGAGCUUAACCUGACACUAGAAAAUGAGAAAAAUGCCCUCCUGAAUCAAAUAUCGGCAAAGGAUGGUGAAUUAAAACUACUUGAAGAAGAAGUCGCCAAAAUAAACACAUUAAAUCAGCAAAUUCAAGAAGAACUUUCCAGAGUUACCAAGCUGAAAGAGAUGGCAGAGGAAGAAAAAGAUGACUUAGAAGAGAGGCUUAUGAAUCAGCUGGCAGAACUUAAUGGGAGCAUUGGGAAUUACUAUCAGGAUGUUACAGAUGCCCACAUUAAAAACAAGCAACUAGAAUCCGAAAUGCAGAACCUUAAAAAGUGCAUGAGUGACUUAGAGGAAGAAAAACAGCAGCUGGUCAAGGAACAAAGGAAGGUGGAGUCAGAAAUAGGAAAGGAGUACUUAGAGAAGAUACAAGGGGCCCAGAAAGAACCUGGCAAUAAGAGCCAUGCAAAGGAGCUCCAGGAGCUGUUGAAAGAAAAGCAGCAUGAGGUCAAGCAGCUGCAGAGGGACUGCAUCUGGUACCAGGAGAGGAUCAGUGCUCUAGAGAAGACAGUUAAGGCUCUGGAGUUUGUUCAGACAGAAUCCCAAAAGGAUUUGGAUGCGACCAAAGGAAAUCUGGCACAAGCCCUUGAGCACCACAAACAGGCACAAGGAGAAUUAUCUGACAUCAAAGUACUGCUCGAUGACACACAGAGCGAAGCCGCGAGAGUGCUAGCGGACAACCUCAAAUUGAAAAGGGAACUUCAGUCCAACAAAGAAGCCAUGAAAAGCCAGAUGAAGCAGAAAGAUGACGAUCUGGUGCGAAGACUGGAGCAGGCAGAGGAAAACCACCUGAAAGAGAAAAAGAACAUGCAGGAAAAACUGGAUGCUUUGCAGGGGGAGAAGGCCCACAUGGAAGAGAUGCUUGCAGAGAUGCAGGUCACACUGUCUAGGAAAGACCAGGACAUGCAGCAGCUGCAGGAAGGCCUGGACAGCACAGUGGCCCAGCUCGCAGCCUUUACUAAGGGCAUGUCAUCCCUCCAGGAUGAUCGUGAUAGGGUGAUCGAUGAAGCCAAGAAAUGGGAGCGGAAAUUUGACGACGCCAUUCAAAUCAAAGAAGAAGAGAUCAGACUCAAAGAGGAAAACUGCAUUACUCUAAAGGACCAGCUUCGACAAAUGACCAUCCAUACAGAAGAACUGAAGAUCAGUAUCUCCAGGCUUGAACAUGACAAGGAAAUUUGGGAGUCCAAGGCCCAGACAGAGCUCCAGGAUCAACAGAAAUUUUGUGAGACCCUGCAAGGGGAAAACAAAAGGCUUGUGUCCCAGUUAGAAGAGACUCAACAGCUAUACCACAAUUCUUUGAAUGAGUUAGCUAAGCUGGAGUCGGAACUGAAGAACCUCAAAGACCAGUCAACUGACUUAAAUAACUCCCUAGAAAAAUGUAGACAACAUAAAGACAAUUUGGAAGGGAUCAUAAAGCAGCAAGAAGCUGAUAUCCAGAAUUGUAAAGUCAGUCAUGAAAAACUCGAGACUGAUCUAAAGGCCUCCAGAGAGCUGACCGGAAGGUUGCAUGAUGAAAUCAACACUAAGGAGCAGAAGAUUAUAAGCCUGCUUUCUGGCAAGGAUGAGGCUAUCCAAGUAGCAGUUUGC